Molecule: messenger RNA, 1400 nt
Organism: Camellia sinensis
Lineage: Eukaryota; Viridiplantae; Streptophyta; Magnoliopsida; Ericales; Theaceae
Source: RefSeq, a predicted model, not a curated record
CAAACCCAUUCCGUUUAUUUAUCAUUACAAGAAACAGCCCCCAUCUUGUUCUUAUCUUCCCUCUACUCAAUCAUUCAUUGCCCUUACUCCACCGGCGACAUGGUGACACCACCUCCUCAUCCUUUUCUCCAUCGGUAGCAGCACCAUCACUCGUGUUAUCCCUACCCACUCUUCAUCCAUCCCCCCUUAACUCUCUCUCUCUCUCUCUCUUAUACCCAUCAUGGAUUUAAACAACCUUUUCUUUGUCUCUUCACUGCCCCAAUUUUAUUUUGCCCCAUUCUUACAGUAAUUACAGAGUACUGUUUAAGUGUGGCAUUUCCUCGAACACCUCAUACCUAUCUAUACCCAUAAACAUUGUCAACAUCCCAGAAAAUUUCAAAACCAUCCACACCCCCUCUUUUCUCUUCAAACCCAACAAUGAGAUGAAAAAAAGAAAGAAAAAAAAAAGAAUUUGAAUAUAUAUAUAUAUAUAUAUAUAUUCAGGUGGGUUUCACACUUGCAGAGGGUGGCGGUGGUGGCUCUCUCAGUGUGUAAGUGCAAAUGGAAGGAAAUGAGAUAUUUGAGUGGUAAUGAUUUCUUCAAAUGGCAGGUCAUUUUCCUCAUGGUGGAGGUCCUUCAGGUACCGAGGGUGAGCCGGACAUCAUGUCCUUGCCCCCCGAGAGUUCGGCCAUUUGAUCCCGAGAGGUAUCAUCCUUGGGAGCACGUCCUUCCUCAGGCCACUUUCUACCAUUUCACUGACUUUGAUGACCGAGCACCUGCGGAUCUAUUACUGCGGGAGCCAGAGACUCAUCUCUCUCAUCAGGCACAAGAGGUACCCUCUCGUUCUAUGCGAGGUUAUGGCUCGAUUAUUGCUAGGGAGUGGUAUGUAGAGCUCCCAGAGACCGUUCAUCACAUGGUGGAUGGGACAGGAUUUGGGCCCUUCUGCACGGGGUUAUCUCGCUAUCCUGCGAGCAGGACCUUGAUGGGGGCACUCGUAGAGAGAUGGUGGGACACCACCAACUCGUUCCACUUCUCAGCUACCGGGGAUAUGACGAGGACCCCAUUCGACUUUGCGAUGCUGACUUGCCUUGAUGUGGCCGGCCGACCGGUCCACUACGACGAGGAUAUGGGCGAGAGAGAGGCUGCCUGGAUCUAUCUGUUUUGAGCUCGCCCACCGAUUGACCGAUCUUCUGGCAGAGUCAGGUACACUUGGUUUCCCAUGCAGUAUAAGGUGAGUAUGCCUGUGACUCUUGAGGAGAUAGAGCAGUACGCUCAAGGUUUUUUGAUAUUCCUCCUUGGGACCACUUUGUUCUCCGAUAGGGGGAACACAGUUGGACCGUAUCUGUUCAGUGCUUUGGUGGACCUAUCACAGGUCAGCGAGUAUGACUGGGGUGGCGCCGGCCUCGCUACCCUCUACUGCU